Messenger RNA from Poeciliopsis prolifica (blackstripe livebearer), 1039 nucleotides. RefSeq names its product CD209 antigen-like protein E. Lineage: Eukaryota; Metazoa; Chordata; Actinopteri; Cyprinodontiformes; Poeciliidae. The transcript has 9 exons. Bases 60 to 896 code for a protein of 278 amino acids. The record is from RefSeq and is a predicted model, not a curated record.
CUCUCUUGACCUGCAGUUCUCUGUCAGACUCCCAGCAGAAACGAGUCUGAAGCUGCAAUAUGAAGUUCACAAAAUCAGCGCCCAGAGAUAAUGCUUCUUUAGUGGAUGACAACAUUUAUGAUGAUGUCAUCGUCUCAAAACAACAAGAUAAUGCAGUGGCUGAUGACAUUUAUGAUGAUGUCAUGGUUACAAAACAACAAGAUGUUUCUUCAAUCACUGACAACAGCUGCACUGAAGACCAGCUUUCAAAGCAGAAAGCAAAUCUGCAGCAACCUGGACGGGACAGGAAGUCCAAAAUAUCUCCAGAACACGCCGUCCUGCUGGUUCUCAUCACUCUCUUGGUCGUUGUAGUCUUUGCUCUGAGCAUUACUGUUUUUUAUCUGAUGAAAAAUGAAAGAUGCCAAACCCUGAAGGAGGAUCUGGAGUCACUGAAGACGAUUAUUUUAGAUGAGACAUGCCCAAAGUGUGAAGCCGCCUGGGAGCGAUACAGAGGAAGCUGUUAUUAUUUCUCCAGCACUAAAUCCUCCUGGAAUGAGAGCAGACAGUCCUGCGAUGAUCUGGGAUCAGACCUGGUGAAAAUCGACAGCAGAGAGGAGCAGAUGUUCCUGGAGAUCAGACUGAGGGACAUAAUCGAGAAUAAUGAAACGUUCUGGAUCGGACUGAGCGACUCAAAGACAGAAGGCUCCUGGUUGUGGCCAGACGGAUCGCCACUGAACACAAGUUUGAGCUUCUGGGCUCCUGGACAGCCUGGUGCUUUGGGUGGAGCAGAGAUGGACUGUGUGAUGAUGAUGAAGACAGGAAACCCUGAUAAGGUCCGCUGGUAUGAUAGACAUUGUGAUGAUCAUCAGAGAUGUAUCUGUGAGAAAGAUUCAAAAAUCCAGCGUUUCUGUGUGUGAAGUUCAGUUCAGUCUGGAAAACAGCUUCAGAUCUCUGCACACUUUAAAAUAUUCUUUUAAAAACAUGUCAAUAAAAAAUUACUUUGAUUUUAAAAGAGAUUUACUUUAUUUUUAUUUGUAAUAACAGCAAAGUUCCUGUUGAA